Molecule: messenger RNA, 2632 nt
Organism: Mandrillus leucophaeus (drill)
Lineage: Eukaryota; Metazoa; Chordata; Mammalia; Primates; Cercopithecidae
Gene: CDH15
Product: cadherin 15, type 1, M-cadherin (myotubule)
Exons: 13
Coding region: 60-2204 (714 amino acids)
Biological process (GO): homophilic cell-cell adhesion; calcium-dependent cell-cell adhesion; cell-cell junction assembly
Cellular component (GO): catenin complex; adherens junction; plasma membrane
Molecular function (GO): calcium ion binding; cadherin binding
Source: RefSeq, a predicted model, not a curated record
CCGGGACUCGCUCCUUGGGGUCGCGGGUGCACUCCGGCCCCGCUCCCGCCUCGGCCCGGAUGGACGCCGCUCUCCUCCUCGUCCUCGGGCUGCUGGCCCAGAGCCUCUGCCUGUCUUUGGGGGUUCCUGGACAGAGGAGGUCCACCACCCUGUACCCCUGGCGCCGGGCGCCUGCCCCGAGCCGCGUGCGGAGGGCCUGGGUCAUCCCGCCGAUCAGUGUAUCCGAGAACCACAAGCGUCUCCCCUACCCCCUGGUUCAGAUCAAGUCAGACAAGCAGCAGCUGGGCAGCGUCAUCUACAGCAUCCAGGGACCCGGCGUGGACGAGGAGCCCCGGGGCGUCUUCUCUAUCGACAAGUUCACGGGGAAGGUGUUCCUCAAUGCCACGCUGGACCGUGAGAAGACCGACCGCUUCAGGCUAAGAGCGUUUGCCCUGGACCUGGGAGGAUCCACCCUGGAGGACCCCACGGACCUGGAGAUUGUAGUUGUGGAUCAGAACGACAACCGGCCAGUGUUCCUGCAGGAGGCGUUCACCGGCCGCGUGCUGGAGGGCGCAGCCCCAGGCACCUAUGUGACCAGGGCGGAGGCCACAGAUGCCGACGACCCCGAGACGGACAACGCAGCACUGCGGUUCUCCAUCCUGCAGCAGGGCGGCCCCGAGCUCUUCAGCAUCGACGAGCUCACAGGCGAGAUCCGCACCGUGCAAGUGGGGCUGGACCGUGAGGUGGUCGCGGUGUACAAUCUGACCCUGCAGGUGGCAGACAUGUCCGGAGACGGCCUCACAGCCACUGCCUCAGCCAUCAUCACCCUUGAUGACAUCAAUGACAAUGCCCCCGAGUUCACCAGGGACGAGGUGCUGCUGCUGUCCCUCCCUCAAAACCCUGCUGUGACGGGCUGUGCUUCCUUCCCUCAGGCCUUGGACUAUGAGAGCUGUGAACACUACGAGCUCAAAGUGUUGGUGCAGAAUGAGGCCCCGCUGCAGGCAGCUGCCCCCAGGGCCGAGCGGAGCCAGGCCAAGGUCCGCGUGCAUGUGCAGGACACCAACGAGCCCCCCGUGUUCCAGGAGAACCCACUUCGGACCAGCCUAGCAGAGGGGGCACCCCCAGGCACUCUGGUGGCCAUCUUCUCUGCCUGGGACCCUGACACAGAGCAGCUGCAGAGGCUCAGCUACUCCAAGGACUACGACCCGGAAGACUGGUUGCAAGUGGACGCAGCCACUGGCCGGAUCCAGACCCAGCGGGUGCUAAGCCCGGCGUCCCCCUUCCUCAAGGGCGGCUGGUACAGAGCCAUUGUCCUGGCCCAGGAUGACGCCCCCCAGCCCCGCACCGCCACCGGCACCCUGUCCAUUGAGAUCCUGGAGGUGAACGACCACGCACCCGUACUGGCCCUGCCGCCACCAGGCAGCCUGUGCAGCGAACCGCACCAGGGUCCCGGCCUCCUCCUGGGCGCCACGGAUGAGGACCUGCCCCCCCACGGGGCCCCCUUCCACUUCCAGCUGAGCCCCAGGCUCCCAGAGCUCGGCCGGAACUGGAGCCUCAGCCAAGUCAACGACACGCCCUUUCCCAAGCUCCGCCCCCUCAACCCCUUCCCUGGUUACCAGCCAUGCUCCCUUUUGCCCCGCCCCGCCCCCUCUUCCCACCUCCCUCGCAGCCCGGCCCCUGAAGUCGCGUCCUGUUCCUGGCCCCAGCCUGCGUCCCCUCAUUCCCCAGUGCUAGUCCUGCUCGUGGCACUCCGGGCACGGUUCCGGCAGCAGUCGCGGGGCAAGGGGCUGCUGCACGGCCCCCAGGACGACCUUCGAGACAAUGUCCUCAACUACGAUGAGCAGGGAGGCGGGGAGGAGGACCAGGACGCCUAUGACAUCAGCCAGCUGCGUCACCCGACAGCGCUGAGCCUGCCUCUGGGGCCGCCGCCACUUCGCAGAGAUGCCCCACAGAGCCGCCUGCACCCGCAGCCACCCCGAGCGCUGCCCACCAGCCCCCUGGACAUCGCCGACUUCAUCAGUGAUGGUUUGGAGGCUGCAGAUAGUGACCCCAGUGUGCCGCCUUACGACACAGCCCUCAUCUAUGACUACGAGGGUGAUGGCUCGGUGGCGGGGACCCUGAGCUCCAUCUUGUCCAGCCAGGGCGAUGAGGACCAAGACUACGACUACCUCAGGGACUGGGGGCCCCGCUUCGCCCGGCUGGCAGACAUGUACGGGAACCCAUGAGGGUCGGAGCAAGGGGCCAGAUGGGACCACGGGGCCAGGGAGGGUCUUUCUCCCAGGGCACCUCUACCCAGACACAGAGGCCGGACAGCCUGACCCUGGGGCACAACUGGACACGCCACUCCCCGGCCGCGUGGCAGCGAUGGCCCCUGCAGAGGCAGCCUGAGGUCACCGGGCCUGACUCCCACGGGCCUGGGGCAGCCUCCUUCCUGCAGGCGAGGGCCCAAGUCUGGGGGCAGAACCUGAGUGUGGAUGGGGCAGCCAGGAAGAGGACCCUUCCUGCCGGGGUGGGAAAAGUUUCUCUCCUUCGGCCCCAUGGGGGUCACCCCCCUAGUCCCACCUUUGCCUCCUACCAGUGGAUCUCAUCUUUGUACGAAAGACAGAAACCUCCUGGGUAAAUCUGAAUGAAAACCGUGCUAGUCUCUCUCAUG